This is a messenger RNA of Lactuca sativa (garden lettuce), 936 nucleotides long. RefSeq lists its product as uncharacterized. Gene Ontology annotation, molecular function: protein dimerization activity. The record is from RefSeq and is a predicted model, not a curated record. Lineage: Eukaryota; Viridiplantae; Streptophyta; Magnoliopsida; Asterales; Asteraceae.
AUGUUUGCCUCCAAAAAAUGGUUGUCUACUAACUAUGCAGGAAUUGAUGCUGGAAAGAAUGUUGAGGAUAUAAUUAUGGAUCAUCUAGGAUUUUGGCCAUCAGUUGUGACGUGUCUAAAGGCCGCGGGUCCUCUAAUGAAGGUUCUUCGUUUGGUUGAUUCAGAUUCUAAACCAGCCAUGGGUUUCAUUUACCAAGCCAUGACAAGGUAUGAACCCAUCCAUGAGAUUAUUAACGAAAGAUGGUAUAAUCAACUUAACAGGGCGCUCCAUGUAGCUGGUUAUUUCUUGAAUCCAAUGAUGCAAUAUAGCUCUGACUUUGAGAAUACAGGAUGGAUUAAAGGUGGAUUAUACAUGUGUCUGGAAAGAAUGUGUGGUGAUGACGAGAACCUAGCAAAAACGAUUCAUUGUCAAUUUGAUCAAUUCACUAAUGCAAGAGGGCUAUUUGGUUUUAAUGUAGCCAAAUUAACAAGAAAAGAAAAAACUCCAGUUGAUUGGUGGGAUUCAUACGGAGCUGACACACCCGAGUUGAGGAAUUUUGCCAUGAGAAUUUUGAGUUUGACAUGUUCCUCAUCAGGUUGUGAGAGAAAUUGGAGUGCUUUCGAGAUGGUACAUUCCAAGAGAAGAAAUCGACUACAUCAACAAAAGAUGAACGAAUUUGUGUAUGUGAUGUAUAACUUGAAGCUAAAUGGAAAAGAAGAAAAGAAAGGAAAAGAACAUGAUCAAACGGGACUUGAAACGUUAAAUCUUGAUGAUGUUAGUUCUGAUGAUGAGUGGAUUAUAGAAGAGGAGUCUUCUAAUCAAUAUGUAGAUGAAGAGUGGAUUAAUCCUCUUGAUGGUUCAAGUUCAAGUAGGCCGCAAGUGUCUAAUCGCAGUGAAGAUGAUGAAUUUCUUGAAAGAGCUAUAAGAGAUCAAUUACGUGCGGGUGGUGGAAGAUAA